Molecule: messenger RNA, 2982 nt
Organism: Lates calcarifer (barramundi perch)
Lineage: Eukaryota; Metazoa; Chordata; Actinopteri; Centropomidae
Gene: plin6
Product: perilipin 6
Exons: 7
Coding region: 529-1977 (482 amino acids)
Biological process (GO): positive regulation of triglyceride storage; lipid storage
Cellular component (GO): lipid droplet; cytosol
Source: RefSeq, a predicted model, not a curated record
GUGAAUCCUGAGCUUCAUCAGUCUCAAAGACUUAAAAACAGCUGACUGAUGUUUUUAAGAUGAUUUUUUGUUUUUGUUUUUAUUAGCGAAGUGACAGGAAACAUGGAGGAGAGGAGGAGGUCAUCAGGUCUCCUCCUCCUCCGUUCAUGUUCUCCAGGUUGUCGGGGAAACUUCUGCAAAAGUUUGAGGAUUAAAUUCUGACUGCUGAGAGACCUGAACACAUCAUCAGUGCCUCUUUUCAUGAAUCCUCAUCUCUGCCUCCUGAUCUUUAACUCAAGGUGUUUCCAGCCUCUGAAUAGAAACACAGUUCAGUUAAAUGUCAUUAAAACUGAUUAUUUUCACCAAUCAGCCUCUUCACGCCGUUUCUCCUCGCUCUGGUUUUAAAGACCGGCUCUAAACGCACCGUCUGAAUGAGAGGUUUGUUGCAGCAGGUCUGAGCCGCUGUGUGCUCGGCGGUCGGCCUGAUUUUCAUGCUGGUUGCAGCUGAACAGUCGUCAUCUUUGUGGAGCAGCAGCAGCUGACUGCCUCAUGCUGCUCUCUGACCUCUGUUUGUCUCUCUGCAGAUUUGGUGGAGAAAUGUCAGGUCAUCAAAAUCAUGAGACCAGCGCCGUGCUCAGAGUUUCCCGCCUUCCUCUGGUUCGCUCGGCGUUACAGUCGGUGACCUCGGCGUACUCUGAUGUCAAAGGUCGUUACCCCCUGCUGGGGCUGAUGGGAGGAGUCGCCGAGGUCGGAGUUCGCAGCGUCUCCCACGUUGCCAUGAGACGAGCCACACCCCUCCUCCAGAGCCUGGAGCCGCAGAUUGAAGUUGCCAACAGUUUCGCUCUGGUCGGUCUCGAUCGUCUGGAGAAGAACUUCCCGAUCCUGAACCAGUCCACAGACGAGGUGGUGGGCCACCUGAAGGACGCCCUCUUCCUGACGCUGGACGACGUGCAGCUGUGGGUGGUGGAUAACCUGGAUGGAGCUCUGGAUCAGUUGGAGCGUCUGGCCGAUGUGGGUCGGACGGCGGUUCGGCUGCUGCAGGAGUCCGAGGUGGGCCGAGCCGCCACGUCAGGACUGGACGACGUCCUGAGUCGUCUGGAGGAUGCCACUGCCUACUACCUGCCCCUCCCACCCACACUGCGUCGGGAGUGGGAGAUGAGGGUACAGGAGUACGAGGAUGAUGACGAGGAUGAUGAACCCAGCCUGUGGACGAGGGUUCGCAGUCUCCUGCUGAGCCUCAGCCUGCAGCUCUACCACCGCAUGAUGAAGGUCAGGGAGCAGCUGCUGAAAGCCGUCGGGACGCUGGGAGACGCCGCCGACAAGGUGGGUCUGGGCCAGGUCCUGGAGCUGGUCGGGGAUCUGCUGCAGUACCUGCAGAACCUCCUGGUGGCCCUGGUGUACCAGACUGAAAGUCUCAGAGAGCUGACCCUGAAUAGGGUCAAAAGCCAGGCAGCCAUGUUGGCGGAGCUGAGUCCAGUCCGUCAGGUCAGAGAGCUGCCAGUCCAGAUCCAACAGCUGCUCAGAGACCUGCAGGAGAUGUCCAAGAUCCUCCUGCAGCUGGUGAUCAAUGCCACGCCGCUCUACAACAUGCUGCAGCAGCCAUCUGAUCAGGAGGUCGAGGAGUUCCUGAACCAGGAGGACUUCACCUCCGACAGCUCGUCUCGUCGUAGCUCCGCUAACAGCCUCUUCCUGAAGGCGAUGGAUGGCCGUCCUCGCCGCCGCCGGAGUCUCUACUCCCGUGCUGCCCGAGGCUCCGGGGGCCCCCAUAGCCCCGACCCCCCCAACGGCCGGCGGAGCUCCAGCCUGAAGGACCUGCCAGUCCCACAGGUGGAAAGCCUGCCCGUCCCUUCCGACGGCGCCACCCUCCGUCGGCCGUCGGCCACCGAGCUGCUCUUGGCGCCGCUCAAACAGUUCGUGUCCCAGAGCCAGAAGGCCUUCGAAUACCUGAGCCCCAACUCCACCGAAGACACCGCCGACGCCACAGCAUCGGCCGACUGAGGCUCGACCCCGCCCCUGUUGGGCACCUGUGGCUGAUGUUGGCCCCGCCCCCUGACCAGUCACAGCCUCCAGUCUCCACCCCUGACGAUCAGCCGUCUCUACCUGAGCUGGUGUUGGUUGGUGCGUUUACGUUCAUUGACAGAGCCAUCGGGAAAUUGGUUUAAAUGUCAGAGAAAUUACAUGAGUUAAUUUCACUUUCAGAUUAUAGAAAAACUUAAUGAAAUGAAAUCAUACGUCAUUAAAAAGAAGAAAAAAACUCCUUUCAGACUUUCAGAGUCCAGCUUUAUAUUAAUUUGCAUAUAUUUUCAAUAUAAGUCUAUAUUAUAUUAUGUUGAGUAUAUGAUGUUUAUUCCAUAUUUACUUUAAAUCAACAACAUUGAGGAGAAAAACACAAAUCUCAGAAAAUACAUUAGUUGUUUAAACAACAUAUUCUCACUUACAUCUUUGACUUUUUCAAUCCUAACUUACAGAAAACUACUUCUUUCCACAUCUCACGGCCAUAAUCAGGAGAUGGAGUUUAUUUAUCCAUCCAGAUGUGACUGAAAGCUGAGAGAAUUUUUUUCUGAGAUGUUGUUUUUUGCUCUUCAGAGCCACUGUAUGGUUCAGAUUCCAGUGACGAAUGCUUGUUGUUCAGAGAAGUGGUGAAGGUGAAGGUUGCAGGUCUGAUUUUUGGCUCAAAGAAUGUUAAGAUUUCAGAUUAUAUAGAUUUGACUGUAUGUGUUAUUAAUAAGUCAAAAAAGCAAGAACUGGACCUUUAGAUUUGUUGUGUCUGAUGGUUAUUUGUGGCAACUGUGUGAUGAGCUUUGAAUGUUUCCAGAUGACACAAGCUUAAAAAUGUUAUUCAGAUGAUUAGUUUUUUUCUCUUUGUUUUUUUGUUGACAUCAGAGAAAAGUUUAAUCUCAUUUAUUCAGUUUACAUGCAGAAAAUCUGAAUCCAACAGUAAAAAUGUAAAAAUAUUUUUCCAACUUUCCCGACAAGUUGAAAUAAAGCUUCUCGGACUCUUUA